Molecule: messenger RNA, 831 nt
Organism: Darwinula stevensoni
Lineage: Eukaryota; Metazoa; Arthropoda; Ostracoda; Podocopida; Darwinulidae
Source: the annotation of a GenBank genome assembly
AUGUUGUCAGCAGUGAGAAGCCUUUCCCUGCCCAUCGCUCGGCAAGUGUUGCCUACGUUGAGCACGCUUGCUAAGAGGCUUUCCUCGGACCAGGCCCCCAAGGAUGAGAAGCACAAGGACGAGAAGACGGAGGACCAGAAGCCCAAACUCGAUCCGAGACUCAAGGGUCUGAUGGAGUUUUUCGAUGAGCCGAGGCACUGGGGUGCGUCGGAGGUGCGGGUGGGGCGUGCGUGGCGGGCGGAGGAACUCCGGAUCAAGAGCAACUCCGACCUGCACAAGCUGUGGUUUGUGCUGCUUAAGGAGCGCAACAUGCUUCUCUCGAUGGAGCACGAGAGCAAGCAGGAGUUCAGGUUGUUCCCAAAUCCAGAGAGAUUGGACAAAGUAGAGCAAAGCAUGGAGAACCUGGAGGUGGUGGUGCGUGAACGCAACCGAGCCUAUCACCUGCUCGAAACUGGGGAGUCGGGCGAGCGACCGGGGAUGUGGGUCACCGACUGGUUGGGUCGGGUGAUAUUCUACAGGAAGCUGGAGCAUGUCCACCCGCCACGAGUGUUACCCUACCCGUCCAUCAACCGGAAGUUCCGCUACCGGAAGGACUAUGGCUUCACGCAGUUUAAUCCGGACGUGGAGGCCUUCCUGAAGCUCUACCGUGAAAAGCGACUCAAGAAGUACCUCGCUCGGAUGCGACGUCAGAGGUCGGCGGUCCUCCGCCUCCUGGAGAAGUUCCCCAAGGUCGACCCAGAGGCCCUGCAGAAGGAGUUUCCCCUGCUGGACAUACCCUGGAUCAUCCAGCUGAGAGAGGAAAGACUUAAGGUCACACGACAGAUAUCCUGA